UGUUCCAGAUCAAACUGUCAGUCCAGUAGUACCGGCGGCGAGUGCAGCUUGGGCGGUCGAAUGAUGAGCGGCGCCGGCUGCCGUAGCACCCCGCGCCCUUGCCGGCAGCCCCGCCGAGAUGGCCGCACUCUCCUGCUACCAGCCCUGCAGGUCGCAUCUCGCGCAGCCUGCUAGGUGUCUAGACGACGAAGAAGAUUGUCAGCAAGUGAACUUCUCGCUGCGGAGACAGCAGUUUAUCGAGAGAUGUCACGAGGCGCGAGGUCAGCGCCCCCGUGACUCCAUCCCGGAGGUCUCCGUCAAGAGGACCAGGGAGGAGCUGGCAAAGCAUGCCUCGCAAGCCACACCGCUAAACCGCCGGCUCAACGUGGAAGCCGGCUGGUCCAAGGUCGAGGAAGUGAGAAAGAAGUUCGAAGGAGCUGCUAAUUGCCCCUCGUUUUCGAGGUCUUUUGAGUCGCCGCCCAGGCGUCGUCUCGCAGACUCGUUGUUCGCGAGUUUCAAACUACCGCGCAAGUCGAGGGAAGGCAUGGCGGCCCCCAGGUCCCUGGCGCCGCCGCAGCAGCAGAAGAGGAAGUCUGCUGUCGAACUGCUGGCAGAGACUAAAGCCUUCUACGUCAAGUCCGAGACUGUGCUCGAUAGGAAACAGGAACUACCGUUAAGGAUGAGCAGUGGUCUGGGCCAGGCGAUCGCAGCCGGUGGCUGUCACCUGGUCAGCUCCGGCACUCUCAACCAAGAUGCUUGCUGUAAUCCUUAUGCCACGACCCGCAGUACGGGCGCGCGGCGCGCAGUGAGCGCGGGCGAGGGCCUGCAGAGCACGCUGCGUCGCCUGCUCGACCAUGCAGACAGCCGGGAGAACGUCUACUCACCACCCUUCGCUGUUUGUACACUGUCAGCGCACAAAGUAUAUGCUGACACGAGACGACUAAAAGACUCCUACCCAGAACGGGAGACCAUGCCUCGGUCACAGCACAACUCUGGAACCUUCUCGGGAACAUUCUCGGGCACCUCCUCAUCGGGCACCUCAGGGUCUAAGGCUCAGAAGUCAGACCCUGACCAUAGAGAGAAGAUGAACAGGCCCCUGAGUUUUGGAGACGCAAGGGUCUUCUUCCCGGAGUCAUUUGUGAUACCACGGCAGAGGGCCAGCGAAGUCGUCAUCAAGGGUGGAUACUCUAUGCCGAGUUCCCACUCGAGUCCAGAGAACAUGGAGCUACCUGAACCAGUGGUGAGUGGGUCUGGGUCACCAGCGGACCCCAUCCCCACCAUCAGUCCGCCGGCGCAGUAUGCACACUCCGCACCUCGGUAUAUCAGGUACCAAGAAUCGAACUCCCACUCCCAGCCAAGUAUGCGCGAGGACGACAGUGGCUGCCCCAACAUCAACAGUCACAAGUCGCUGCCAGACUUGCACUCGCAGACCAGGUGCUAUCCGGAACACGCCAACGCAGGCCACACAGACACCAUGGGCCGGUCCCCGCGGCGCCGGCGCCACUCCACGCACCAGCGCACCGCGUCCUGCUCCUCCAAGGGCACGCGCUCCAACCACUCCUCACUCAUGUCCUCCUGCGAGGCCUUCUCAGAACACCCCUCGCCUGGAGAAGAGAACUACCAGUCUUAUAAUAGUCGAUGCGGUUCCUCGUUCGCCCGCGACUCGGGCGGGUCGAGCGGGCACUACACGCAGCGCAGCGCCCCGCACGCGGCGCCCGCGCGACACUCGCACCGCCGGACUGACUCCGGCUCCUCCACGCAACACGAACACGAACACGCCAGGGGCUACAACUCGUACGUGUCGGAGUACGGCGCGCCCCUGGAGUGCUACGUGUCCGCGCCCCCGCAGUUCCAGGACGGCGCCCCCGACCCGCCCGCGCCCCCCGCGCCUCCCGCGCCCCCGCCGCACCACGCACACCACCAUCACUAUACCCACGCGCCUAGAGUCGGGAUACACUUCCAGGCGAGCGCUCCCCCGCCCCAGUUCCAGGACGAGCCUCCAAUGUACGACUAUGGAGACUACGAGUGCACCUACAAGACUCCGCUGAAGUGCCUCAACGUGGGACGCAAGGAGUACGCCAGAGAGUAUACGAGAUACCAUGAGCCGAGUACGGAGUUAGUAAACAAACAGCCGCAGUACCAGGAACUGCGCAUGCGGCCGCGACAGGAUGACAACCAGGACUACGUCAAUACCACACAGAUAUGUCCGCCGGAAGAAGUAACGUCACCACUGGGUACAUUCAAACGACAGCGAUGUUUGCGGUACAAGCAGAGACGACCCAGACCUAUACUGCGUUCUAAAUCUGAUAUCUCGGAUAGGUACAGACGCUCAGACGGACGCAGCCCUGCAUCAGCUCCAUGCGAAGGCGAGGACUCGCCAGACAGUCCAUCAGAAGAGGCCUCGCGUCUCCAAGACUUCUUCGAGAGACUAGGCCUGGAGCCCCGCCAGUAUGAUGCAUUAGUACGGGACGCUCCACCUGACAGUCCUGUGUUCUUCUCAUCUGCUUCCACUGUAGACUCCAACCAGCUCGCUGCUACUGCUGACUAUACGGUCCAAGGUCCAGGCGUUCAGAAACAAAUCUACAGGAACACAGAACCCCCUAGCGUCGUAGAACGGAACGCUCGCAUCAUUAAAUGGCUCUGUCAGUGCCGGAAGACGCAAAUGCCACCGCCGCAGUGAACCACUCUAGAGCUAUAGACAAAACUGUCACAACUACCCCUUAGAUAGGCACAGCUCUAAAGUUCGCGCCAUAAAAGAAGUCGCCCAAAAGCCUAGGAUCUAACAAAUUGUUUAGAUAAUUUGGGUUUCAUUUACGGCAUUACCGAAAAACCCAGUUCCAAACUUCGUGUAUUGCCAUACCAAAUAAGGCAAGUCAAAAUAUAACGUAAUAUUUUAAAAAUCUUUCUUAUACCUAUAAUAAAAACUCAUUAAAAUAAUAUUUCUGGGUGUUUUCAAAUGAUCUCAAAAAAUUCUUCUUUCAUGGCGCGAACUUUAAUCAAUUUAAUUUGAUUUGAAGUGAUGUCUUCUCUCGAAGAUUUUAUAAACACUCUGCUAAAGACGCUAAUAUUCAUUAGAAUACAAAUUAAUAAACGUAGAAAUCUCGAUAUUGAAAAUCGAUUACUGAAUAAAAAAUCGCUCAAAUGACUGAUUCGUAAAAAUCGAUUUAAGAAUGACUAUGAACUAAGUCAGUCGUAAGCUUAGUUCUACUGAUACGGAUGCGAUUACAUCAUCGAUAAUAAUACUCGACUAAACUUAAUAAUCGAUUAACGAAAUGUUACUAAAUCUAAUGAGAGAACCAAAUGUUGCUCAUACGUCGAUAUAAAAUGACGCUUAGGUAAUUUCUAAUUCCUAAAACUAAGACUAGAGUUAGGCGUUUAAUAAAAGUUAGAUUUCGAUAUUUAAAUAAUUCUUCGUUUAUAAAUUAAUGUCUUCACAAUGAUAAUAAAUAAAUAAGGUUUAAUCAUGAGAUCUGGUCCAGAUAACACAAGCUUAGCUAUCUAUUACUCAUCUUAUAACAUCAAACAAUGUUAAUAAUUUGACAGUUUGACUGCCUUAUUCCAAAAAACCGAGUACAAGUGAGCCUAAUAAUACAACAGUCAUAAUGCAAAAAUUAGAAUUGCCACUGAUCAUAAAGCGUUGUCUCUGGGCCUAAUAACUAUAACCCCGACGUGCCAAUAAUUCAAAAGGUCUAGCUCAAACUGAAGCACUGUUAGAUAUUAGUUAGGUAUUCCUAUUGCAAAAUAGGAAUACCUAACUAAUAUCUAAUAGGUAAGUCGUAAAAUAUCUAUACAACAAAGGCUGUGUGUAUCUGGAUGAGUGACACGGCGAGCGAUCGCCGUCGACUGCUGGUAUUAUCUAAGCGAUACUAGUUCAUUAGUCUGUAUGGUUGUUAAUGUAAGCGUCGACAUUAUUCUAAACGUUUUAGUAACGAUAUUGCGAUACCGAUUGUAGGCAUGGCUAGAAUUUUAAUUCAAACUAUAUUGGCCUAAAAAACGAAUCAGGCUAUAUUAACCCCAAGAUGGUAUUGACUCGAAUUCCUGAUUUCUGAACGUAUUUUUGAAUGGUCACAAUACAGUGAUGUCACCACUGUUCUUCUUAGUCGAUUAGUAAACGAUAUUAAUUAUCGACUAAAUAAAAAUGUCUAGCCACGCCCAAUUCGAUUCCAACGUAUAAUAUAUACGGAAAAAUAUUAUCUAAUAUAUUUUUUGGUCGUAAAAUUGACUAAAUGAGUUGAAAAGGUUUUUGAUUGUAAAUAGUAAAACAUAUUUUUGUCUCGACACAAUGUACAAGUCGCGAGCUUAGCCACGAGACGUGGAUAAUGUUAUUUUCGAAAAGGAAAACAUAACUAAAAUGAUAGUUUGACUAUCCUACGGUUUCUAUAUUUAUUUGUAUUUAUUAAUACGUAAAUUGUUUUGGGACACUGUUCGUUGGACGCCGACUGCCUAAUUGUACAAUAAGACAUCUCAAGGCCUCAGAAAUUGAGUCUGUUAAUUUACCUAAGUAGAUAUUUCUAAUUAUAUUACUUUUUAUACUUCUUGGGCUUUCAUAAUUUUAUUGACAAUGUUAAUCUACUCUUGUUUUUAAAUUUAAUAGAUAAUUUAAAAUGACCGAAUUGAAAGUUUGUUGAAACAGCAAAAAUGUUAAUAAUAACUUCUAUAAAUAAUUUACUUGGCAUGAUGGAUAAUGAGAAAAUCAGAAUCGAAACCAAAAUAUAUUUGUAAAAAAACAUGUUCCUUAUUAUGGAUUUGUCUGUAUUUAUAUUAUUUAUUAAUAUUGUUAUAGUUAUAUAAGACUUAUCGUACCUACAUCCGAUAUUUGGGAGCACAAAAUGAUCUAAAUAAUAUAUUUUUGUGCCAAAAAAAAUAAUAUUACUAAGCAACUAUAUUUAAUUUAAAUACUGCCUUUGUCGACUAAGUUCUGUUGUAAAAGUUAAAUAAAUAAUUUAAAGAUUUUGCAACAUACAAAUGGCAGGCUUUCUUAUCGACGUAAAUCAAUCAAGUAAAUAAAAAUUAAAUCUUUACUUAUAUAUUACAAUCCCAAUGAUUUAAUUCAAAUUAAUCUGAAAUUCAAAUAAUAGUGUAAAAAUAAUUGUUUUCCUUCUUUUCUUAGAAAAUCUUUUAAGAAUUUUAACAAGAAAAUCGUGUGGACUAAAGACAAUAUAAUAUAAUCGAAAUAAUUUAUGUUUUACGUCAUAAAGCAUAAUAUUUAACUAUCUAUAGUUCCAAUAACGCAACAAUUAAAGUAUUUAAUCAUUCAUAAUAAUAUGUAAAUAACCAUUAGACUGGUCUAAUCUCAAUAGUUUAGUUAGAAUAAGUAAAUUACGUUCAUUUUCAUGAUUUUUUUUAUGAAAUUUCGCUUUUGCGCAGUCAAAACAGACCUCUCUGAAGUGGGAUGCAAGUAUACGUAAGCAUAAUGCGUGAGAGAGACAAAACAAUGCAUUUGUUGCUUACUUCACUUCUUUGUUUGCUUGACUAUGGUUUUGUUUUACAAAAUUUUAUUUUCUGUGAUAUUGGUGUCUAGAAUUUGCGUGAAACCGUUGAUGAGUGACAACAAUUAUGUGUGGAUUGUAAAUGGAUUUUAGACAAAACAAGAUAAUAAAUAUUGUAUUUAUUAUUAUGUAUUUACUGGUGUAUUUGAGCUCACCAAAUGAAGACUCUGGCGGUUUAAAUCAUGACAUUGCUCUUUAAAAACUUUACCAAUGUGAUGUUAUAUGAUAGGAAACAAUAAAGUAUCUAUCUAUUAUUACCUAAAAUAAUUAUGAGUUCAAAAACAUCAGUCCAUUAUUGGUUUCUCUUUAGAUAUACUAAUUUCCAAUUAAAUUAAUUAACAUCGCAUUGUGAUACUGUAAUGAGUUAUAUCAUUAACAGUUUUCACUUCGCAUUUAUUUUUGUAAUUGAUUUUCUAUUCGCCGAAUCGAUUCCUGAUAGUUAGGCGAUUCCUAUCCGAUUUUGAUUUAAACUAUCACUAAAUUUUUGCGUGCAUUAUGAUUAUUUAAUUAUUUUUACAUGUUGUGCGAAAUAAUUAAGAUCAGAUAAAUGAUUUCAAAUAAGUAUUUUAUCUAAGUUACUUCAUUGAUAAAUAUGAAAUUGAAUGAAUAGAAAUUUACAUUAUAACAACUCGACUAAGGAAAUUUACCUUCAAUUUAAUUAUUCUGUCUGUAUAGUUAAAAUGUAUUGAGAAUGGUUAGCAUUACAGUAUUAGAAAGUUUAGCAUUCGAUGCUUCCAUUAAUUGUGUAAAUAAGAUUUACGUAAAUUGUUAGAAGUUUAUCGUGAAGAAAGAAUUAUAUUGUGGUCUGAUA
This is a messenger RNA of Spodoptera litura, 6279 nucleotides long. RefSeq lists its product as uncharacterized. Lineage: Eukaryota; Metazoa; Arthropoda; Insecta; Lepidoptera; Noctuidae. The record is from RefSeq and is a predicted model, not a curated record.